This is a messenger RNA of Fusarium pseudograminearum CS3096, 1074 nucleotides long. RefSeq lists its product as uncharacterized. The record is from RefSeq and is a predicted model, not a curated record. Gene Ontology annotation, biological process: chromatin remodeling. Gene Ontology annotation, cellular component: nucleus; Ino80 complex. NCBI's taxonomy places the organism in Eukaryota, Fungi, Ascomycota, Sordariomycetes, Hypocreales, Nectriaceae. The transcript has a single exon. The coding region runs from base 1 to 1074 and encodes 357 amino acids.
AUGGAGGACUCCCCCGUCAAAACCGAGGGCGCCUCUCGCCAUCGCGCUGGCUACAAGUCAUGGAAGAAGAAGUAUAGAAAGAUGCGCAUCGUGUUCGAUCAGAAGAUGCACGAUGGAGAGGAGCUACACAAGCAAGAGGACAAGGCCGCGGCGCUCGUCAAGCGCUUGGCUGUAGAGAAUGAGUACGCCAUCUCCAAGGUUCAACAACGUAAUUUUGAAGGGAAUGCUAACAGCGAUAUCAACAGUCGUCUAUUGGAUCUAUUACUCGACAUCAACAAUUCCCCGCAGAUCCCUCCCGAGAAGCAGGUCGAGGUAUCCCUUCAACCUCCAUCAGAUUCCAAAGCGCCCGUCCUGCCCCUGGAUGAAGAAUACGAACUGCGCAAAGACACCCCAAGAAGAAGACUCGAAGAUCUCGUUAGCAGUGUUCCGCACUCAACAUACAGCACCGCCAAGGAGUCGCUACCGCAAAUCGUCAGUGAACUCAAGGCUCCAGACGGCGAAGCUUUCCCAGCCGACUUCCUAUCCGCCGAUGACAUCGACAACUACAUCUACGAUAUCGACAUGGCUCUCGAUAACGGUUCCCAACAUCUCCCCACGCUCGCCCCUCGCGCCCAUCCAGGCAAUCAUCAACAAUCACACCCGCAUCUCAAGAAUCCUACUAGUGUAACGAAUUGGCUGCGUAAACAUGCCCCCAAGAUAUUCCUCCAGGACGGCGAGGCACACGGUGAUGCAGAUGAUAACGAGGGCGGCCAUACCGGUGGGCGCAAGACGCGCGGAUCACGAGGCGAGCGUGGUGGAAGAGCGAGCACCAGGGGCAAGCGCGUCAGCGCAGCCGCUCGCGCAGUCGCAGCAGACCGUGACGUUGAUGUCAGCAUGGACGAGGAGCCAGAUGUUGCCUCAACGCCCAUUAGCCGUGGCAAGCGCAAGAGGAAUAAUGAAGACGACACGGGAUACAAGCCCCGUGGCUCAUCAACAAGGCCGACGAAGAAGAAGCGCAAGAGCGAAGCAGAGGGGACACCCAGUGCGCGCAAGCCAAAGAAGGAGAAGGAGGCUUCUGUCGCCCAAACCGACUAG